Messenger RNA from Thamnophis elegans (Western terrestrial garter snake), 1700 nucleotides. Its product is annotated as hexokinase-1-like. Gene Ontology annotation, biological process: glucose 6-phosphate metabolic process; glycolytic process; intracellular glucose homeostasis. The record is from RefSeq and is a predicted model, not a curated record. Lineage: Eukaryota; Metazoa; Chordata; Lepidosauria; Squamata; Natricidae. Gene Ontology annotation, molecular function: glucokinase activity; D-glucose binding; fructokinase activity. Gene Ontology annotation, cellular component: mitochondrion; cytosol. The coding region runs from base 432 to 1700 and encodes 422 amino acids. The transcript is spliced from 9 exons.
CGUGCGGGGGGAAAGGGAUCCCUUUUUCGGGGCUGGCCGUCCGGAGGGCCCUCCUCCCCUUCCUGGCGAGAGAAGGCGAGGCGGCGGGGGGUCCGCCAGCCGGCGAGCCUUCUUUGCCAGCCCUGCCUGGCCAUCUCCCGCCCGGCUCAGCCAAUGGCAGCGCAGGAAGGGGGCAGGUUUUCCACUUAGUCACUCUCGCGUGGAGGGAAGGCAGAGAAAGGAGCAUCCUUUUUUUUUUUUUUAAUUAUCCCCCGGCGUGGUUGAGGGACGGGACCGCUGGGGUCUUUCUUUCCCCCCACUCCUCGUGGUCAAGAGAGCCAAGAAGCGGCGCGCCUCCCUUCUUCAUCCUCCACCAGCCCAGCUUUGGGGUCGCCUUCUCUCGGGGUUGCUGUCCGGCGAAGCCGCCUGGGAACCCUCCCUCCGUUUGCAGGAUGAUCGCCGCUCAGCUGCUGGCCUAUUACUUCACCGAGUUAAAGGAUGACCAGGUCAAAAAGAUUGAUAAAUAUCUAUAUGCCAUGCGGCUGUCGGAUGAAACUUUGCUGGAUAUUAUGGGUCGCUUUAGGAGUGAAAUGAAGAAUGGCCUCUCUAGGGAUUUUAACCCAACGGCCAGUGUAAAGAUGCUGCCAACCUUCGUAAGAUCAAUUCCCGACGGCUCAGAGAAAGGAGAUUUCAUUGCUCUGGAUCUUGGUGGGUCUUUCUUCCGAAUUUUGAGAGUAAAAGUCUCACGUGAGAAGAAGCAGAUGGUGCAAAUGGAAACGGAGAUUUAUGAAACGCCAGAAGAUAUUAUGCACGGCAGUGGAACACGGCUUUUUGAUCAUGUUGCUGAAUGUCUGGGAGACUUUAUGGAGAAACAAGAAAUUAAGGACAAGAAAUUACCUGUCGGGUUCACAUUUUCAUUCCCAUGUAGGCAGACUAAACUAGAUGAGGGCGUUCUGAUUACCUGGACAAAACGUUUCAAAGCAAGUGGUGUCGAAGGAGCUGACGUAGUGAAUCUCUUAAACAAAGCCAUCAAGAAACGUGGGGAUUAUGAUGCGGACAUCAUGGCAGUGGUUAAUGACACUGUUGGGACAAUGAUGACCUGCGGAUUUGAUGACCAGCGUUGCGAAGUUGGCUUAAUUAUCGGUACUGGCACAAAUGCCUGCUACAUGGAGGAGAUGAGGCACAUUGAUCUGGUGGAAGGGGAUGAAGGCCGCAUGUGCAUCAACACAGAAUGGGGUGCAUUUGGAGACGACGGUUUAUUAGAAGACAUCCGGACUGAAUUUGACAGGGAGAUUGACCGGGGCUCCCUUAAUCCUGGGAAGCAAUUAUUUGAGAAGAUGGUUAGUGGAAUGUACAUGGGUGAGCUUGUCAGGCUUAUCCUCGUCAAAAUGGCCAAAGAAGGUCUCCUUUUUGAGGGGCAAAUCACUCCUGAACUUUUGACCAAAGGGAAGUUGGAAACUAAGGAUGUUUCUGCCAUAGAGAAGAGCAAGGAAGGUUUGCAUAAAGCCAAAGACAUACUGACACGUCUCGGGGUUGAGCCUUCCCAUGAAGACUGCAUCGCUGUCCAGCACGUGUGCACCAUUGUGUCGUUCCGCUCUGCGAACCUGGUGGCAAGUACUCUGGGCGCUAUCCUGAAUCAGCUGCGGGACAAUAAAGGAGUUGGCCGGCUGCGCACCACCGUGGGGGUGGAUGGAUCCCUUUACAAGAUGCAUCCACAGUAA